Carica papaya (papaya) is the source of this 1971-nucleotide messenger RNA. NCBI's taxonomy places the organism in Eukaryota, Viridiplantae, Streptophyta, Magnoliopsida, Brassicales, Caricaceae. The record is from RefSeq and is a predicted model, not a curated record.
AUGAGAGGAGUUCUCUUGAGUUCUGAUACUGGUUUUGAUUAUCACCCGGUAUUGCUUGAUGGGUUCGUGGGAAAAAUUAAAACUUUAGGUUUGGUUUUUGAUUUUGGGUUUCUGGGUAAUCUUGUUUGUAAUCCAUUUGAGUGUUUCUUCUUGAAGGACAUUGGCUUCUAUGCUCGUCUUGCUGUAACUGCUACUGGUUCUGGAACUAGUAUAGAGGCAACUCGCGAUCAGAUCAGGAGAUAUCUUCAUGAUAAGAAAAUGGAAGAAAUGGGUACUCAGAAUGGGAGCAAAAUUGGGUCAUCAUCAUCAUCAUCUUCUUCUACUGUAGCAAAAGUAAGUAAUAAGAACAAGAGAAAGUUAGCUGAUACUUAUGAUAUUGCUCAUGAUCGAGAAAUCCCAAUUACAUCAACUGGUUCAUCUGGGUCUAGCCAUUCCCAACCAGUACCUGGUGUAACUGAGGUAGAAGACUAUGAACCUGGAGGUUGGGAGGAUCCUCUCGCAUACCAGCUUGAAGAGCUGCUAAUUUCCCAAAUCCUCCUAGUUUACCAACAUGCAAUCAGACUCAUCAAACUCGAUUUUGGGUAUCCUGAGGAUCUUAUUCAAAAGGCCCUUACAGGCCGUGGAUUUUACUGUGGUGCUAAAGAUCCUGUCCCAAACAUUGUGCAUUUCACUGUUGAGAUUUUGAAGAAAGGGAAUCAAAAUUCCAUCUUUGAUAAUUUACAACAGUUGGUGAAUUUUACUCUGGUUGAAAUGGUGGGUGUUGUGAGAGAGGUUAAACAAGGGUUAUCUGUUGUAGAUGCAAUGUGGGCUUUGUUGCUUUGUGAUUUGAAUGUUGCACAGAUUUGUCAAGAAGAAGGAGAAAUGAUGACAUCUUUUACCACCCAGAAUGUUCCUGCACCACCGCAGCCGGUGGCUGAUCAACCGGGGGUGGAGACUAAGCCUGUUGUGCAGGAAGAAAAACCAGCUAGUAGUUCCAGUUCCCAGAAGUCCAAAAAGAAGGCUAAUAAAAAAAAAGGUAAAGGGAAAAAAUCCACCGGUGGGGAGAAAAAACCAGACCCUCCAUCUGAAUUACCUCCUGCUAAUUUAACCAUUUCUGAUAAUCCUCCUACUCCAACCUCCAUAACCAAACCUCCUGCAUCAUCUUCCAUCACACCUGAUUUCCUAGCUGGAAUCCCAUAUGAUCCUUCUCUGGGCAAAUACCUGCCUCGUGACAAGAAAGAAGAGUUGAUCAUUCAGUUGGUUGCAAGAAAGCAAGAGCUUCAAAGCGAACUUCAAGGCUGGACCGACUGGGCUAAUAACAAGGUUAUGCAGACCACUCACAGAUUAAAGACAGACUUUGAACUCAGAUCACUCAGGCAAGAGAAAGUAGAUGCAGUGAAGUCUCAGAAGGAUAAGCAAACCAUAGAGGAAAACACUAUGAAGAGGCUGAAUGAGAUGGAUUUGGCUGUAAAGAAUGCUAAUGAGCAGGUUGAGAAAGCCAAGGCUACUGCCUCCAAGCUUGAGAUUGAACAAGCUGUGUUAAAGAAGGACAUGGAGGCUGCUAAAUCUCAUGCUUCCAAAUCAGCUGUGUCUUUGAAGGAAGCAAAAGAGAAUGAACAGAAAAGAGGUAAGGAGGUCCAGGCUAUGGAAGGGGAAAGAACUAUGCUGCAUCAGGAGCUUGAGUCUCAGAGGCGAAGCUUGGCUCAGCUGCAGAAGCAGUUUGACACUGCGAAGAAUAGGGCUGACCAAAGUGAGGGCCGAUGGAGGAAGGAGAAGUCGGAAAAGGAGAAGCUGCUGGCACAGGCUGCGGCCAUAAGAAAAGAACGAGAAGAACUGGAAGCCGCAACUGAAGCAGAAGAAGCGAGUAUGAAGAACCAAGCAGAAGCUGACAUGAAGAAAUGCAUGGACGACAUUAAAGAUCUGGAGAAGAAAGUGUCUGAGAUGAAACUCGCAUCCGAAGCUUCAAAGAUAGCAGAAAUGAAGAAAGAUUAG